Episyrphus balteatus (marmalade hoverfly) is the source of this 2285-nucleotide messenger RNA. It is a transcript of the gene Orc2, whose product is annotated as origin recognition complex subunit 2. Gene Ontology annotation, molecular function: DNA replication origin binding. Gene Ontology annotation, biological process: DNA replication. Gene Ontology annotation, cellular component: nucleus; nuclear origin of replication recognition complex. The transcript is spliced from 4 exons. The coding region runs from base 142 to 2103 and encodes 653 amino acids. Lineage: Eukaryota; Metazoa; Arthropoda; Insecta; Diptera; Syrphidae. The record is from RefSeq and is a predicted model, not a curated record.
AAAUGACAGUCAAGCUAUCCAAUUUGAAAUUUUGCUAGAAAUACAAGUUUUUGCCUUUACUUUUUUGUUUAUUUUCAAUUUUUUGUUAUUAAUUUUUAAGUUAUUUAUUUAUCUUUUAUAAUUUAAAAAAUAAUCCAUAUAAUGAGCCAAACUCCAAAAAAAUCAGCUCGCAAACAAAUCCUCCCAUCCGAUUCAUAUAAAACUCCAAACAAAAAACAAUCUCGUCCUCGUUUGGAAUCUAUCGAAAAUCUAAGUACUGCCACCGAAGAUGAACCCGAUCAAGAUCAAGCUAGAUCAAUUCGUAAAUCUGCUAAAAGAAUAACUCCCAACAAAAACAUAUCUCUUCUUCGUUUGGAAUCUAUCGAAAAGUUAAGUACCGGCGAUGAGGAUGAAUCCGAUCAAGCGACAACAACAACUCGGAAAUCUGGAAGAAAAAUAAGUCCAUCGAAGCGUUAUAAUGAGAAUGAAUUUGCUCUGGAGUUACCUGGUGACAAACGAAAAAAACAAAAAGGCGAUCAAGAGGACAGAAGGAAUGCUACAUAUAUUUUCAGUGAUUCCGAUGAAGAAGAUGAAGCACCUGCAGAAAUUGUUGUUGAAAAAGAAACUCAAUUCUUUGAGGAUGAUUUGGACGUUGAAGGUAAAAGAAUAUACGGCUUCAACACUCCAAAGAAGCGAGAUGGAAUGGCCUUAGCAGCUGCAGCAACCCCCAAGACACCAAAAACACCCAAAACCCCUAGAAAUACAUCGAAGACUCCAGAUAAGAAGAACAGAGCUGCCUUGGAUCCCAAAACGCCGAGUCAUGUUAGAAACAAGGUCAAAACACAAAUCGCCAAACUCCUUGAAGACAACUCCAAUUCUGACUUCUCCGCCGAUGAUAGUGACUUCCAGCCAUCUCCAGACAGUGCGUCAGCAUCCUCUGCCGAGGAUGAUGAUGAUGAAAGUCAGCCCCAGGACGACGAAGCAGAAGAUGAUCAGCCAAAGAAAGGUCGUCGCCCGAUCAUUGUACCAGUUCUACCGAAAACCCCCUCCGCCUCUAGAGUCCGCCGAUCAGCAGCACGAAAAUUAAACUCUGAGUACGUUCCUGAAAGCGAUGGCUACUUCACGACACAUUCCAGCAACAAAAUUCACACAUCCGAUCACACUCUGGAUCGCUUGAAGAAUCCCCGCCUGCCAGCUGACAAACUAUUCAGCCUGCUAGCCAGCAUGACGCUGUCUAAGGAACACGAAAAGGCAAUCUCUGGGAUUUUGGAUGAAUACAAGACUUAUUUCUCCAAAUGGAUGUACAUUCUCAAUGAAGGCUUCAACAUUCUCCUCUAUGGACUGGGUUCGAAGAGGAAUCUCCUGCAACGCUUCCAUCGAGAAGUUCUCUCCAAACAAACGGUUUUGGUUGUAAAUGGAUUUUUUCCCAGUCUGACCAUCAAGGACAUACUAGACAGCAUCACCAAUGAGAUUUUGGAUGUGGGGACAAGUCCGGCGAAUCCACACGAAGCUGUAGAUAUCAUUGAAGAGGAGUUCGGGUUGAUUCCAGAAACCCAUUUGUACCUGAUUGUGCACAAUAUUGAUGGAACUAUGUUAAGGAAUUCCAAAGCCCAGGAGAUUCUAUCGCGUUUGGCUACAGUGCCCAAUAUACACCUCUUGGCGUCAAUUGAUCAUAUCAACACACCUUUAUUGUGGAAUCAUACAAAAUUAAGUAACUACAACUUUUCUUGGUGGGAUGUAACCACUAUGCUGCCGUAUAGCGAUGAGACUGCUUUCGAAAACUCGCUACUCGUCCAAAAUUCUGGAGAACUGGCUUUGUCGUCUAUGAGAAGUGUGUUCUCGUCGUUGACACAAAAUGCCAGAGGAAUUUACAUGAUUGUUGUGAAAUAUCAAAUCAAGAAUAAAUCUAAUCCAAAUUAUCAAGGAAUGCCAUUUAAAGAUCUUUAUUGGAGUUGUCGAGAAGCAUUUUUAGUUAGUUCAGAUCUUGCUUUAAGAGCACAAUUAACAGAAUUUUUAGAUCACAAAUUAGUUAAGAGUAAAAGGACUUUGGAUGGAUCUGAACAGUUGCAAAUUCCAAUUGAUUCGGGAUUGUUGCAACAAUUUCUCGAUGAGCAACAAAAGUAGAAAUAUAAGAAGUAUUUUAAACUGCUUUGUUAUUUUUUGUUUUAAUUUAUUUAUUAUUAUGCAAAAAUUGUGUUUAAGCUUAAAUAAAGUAUGUAAUUUGUUUGAAUUUAAUACAAUUGUUGUGGAAUCUAACUUGUUUUAAAGAAAAAGUAAUACAUAACCGAAAAAUAAACUUAUUUAAA